Messenger RNA from Panthera uncia (snow leopard), 4996 nucleotides. It is a transcript of the gene VEPH1, whose product is annotated as ventricular zone expressed PH domain containing 1. The coding region runs from base 50 to 2551 and encodes 833 amino acids. The record is from RefSeq and is a predicted model, not a curated record. Gene Ontology annotation, cellular component: plasma membrane. The transcript has 13 exons. Gene Ontology annotation, biological process: regulation of signal transduction. Gene Ontology annotation, molecular function: phosphatidylinositol-5-phosphate binding. NCBI's taxonomy places the organism in Eukaryota, Metazoa, Chordata, Mammalia, Carnivora, Felidae.
ACGUGGUCCUGGGGCUGCCGAAGGUCAAUUGCUUAUCAAAUUUCCCAUCAUGCAUCAGCUGUUCAGACUGGUUUUAGGACAAAAAGAUCUUUCCCGAGCCGGGGACCUCUUCUCUUUAGAUGACUCUGAGAUUGAAGACAGCCUGACAGAAGCUCUGGAACAAAUUAAAAUAAUUAGCUCAUCUUCCGAUUACCAAACCAAUAACAAUGACCAGGCAGUGGUUGAAAUCUGUAUCACGCGAAUCACAACAGCCAUCAGAGAGACAGAGUCCAUUGAAAAGCAUGCCAAGGCCCUUGUGGGGCUCUGGGACUCCUGCUUGGAACACAACCUGAGACCCUCUGGGAAAGACGAAGACACUCCGCAUGCAAAAAUUGCUUCUGAUAUCAUGAGUUGCAUUUUACAGAAUUACAACCGGCCCCCUGUGAUGGCGUUAGCCAUCCCCAUAGCAGUGAAAUUCCUCCACAGAGGCAACAAGGAACUGUGCAGGAAUAUGUCCAACUACCUGUCCCUGGCUGCAAUCACCAAGGCAGAUCUUCUGGCUGAUCACACAGACAUUAUAGUAAAGAGCAUACUCCAAGGUAAUGCCAUGUUGUUGAGGGUGUUACCUGCUGUGUAUGAAAAGCAGCCUCAGCCAAUUAACAGACACCUGACAGAACUCCUGGCCUUGAUGUCUCAGCUGGAACAACCAGAACAGUACCAUCUUCUACGGCUUUUACAUGUAGCUGCAAAGAGAAAGCAACCAGAGGUGGUUCAGAAGUGUAUUCCUUUCCUAAUCAGGCAUUUGAAAGACUCAACCCAUAAUGAUGUCAUCCUAAACAUCCUCAUAGAGAUAGCAGGCUAUGAACCUGUGGCUUUGAACAGUUUUCUUCCAAUGCUGAAAGAGAUUGGUGAGAGAUUCCCCUACCUCAUCGGACAAAUGGCGAGAAUCUAUGGAGCUGUGGGGCAUGUGGAUGAAGAGAGAGCCAGGAGCUGCCUGCCAUUCCUGGUGAGUCAGCUGGCCAACAUGGAACAUUCGUUUCAUCAUAUUCUCCUGCUGGAGAUUAAGAGCAUCACUGAUGCUUUCUCCUCCAUCCUGGGCCCUCAGAGCAGAGAUAUCUUCCGCAUGAGCAACAGCUUCACUGCCAUUGCCAAGCUUCUUACCCAACAACUGGAAACUACCAAGGCCAGAAGCAGCAGGAGAAAACCCAGCAAUGAAAUUGAAUUCCCUGAGAAGCUGGAAGAAAUCAAGUUCACUGUAGCUGAAGAUGAAGACCAUGAAAAGCUCCAAGUUAAAAUACAGGCUUUUGAAGACAAAAUAAAUGCUGAGAGCAAUACUCCUAGCUCUAUAAGAAGAUAUAGUUUGGGCCAAUUUUCUAAGGAAGAAAGAAAAGACAUUAGAUUUAACAGGUCAAAGAGUUUGGCUUUGCACACUGUGCUAACAAAGAGCAUGAGUUCAGAUGAUGGGGAAAUUGUAGAGAGUGGAGACAUGCCAGCUAGGAUCAUUCUUUCAGAAACAGAUCCACUUAGCCAAGGAAACGACAAGUUGCCCUUUAAGGCAAACUCUGACAGAUCACAGCUGAGAAAUUCUUCAGUUUCACACCCAAGUAUUAUACAUACAGAAUCAGAGAAUUUGCCAGAGACAGUUAAAGAAAACUGCCAGGAAGAAACUCCAGAAACAACUGCAAGUCCUGUAGAAUACCAAGAUAAGCUCUACUUGCACUUAAAGGAAAAUUUCAGUAAAGUAAAGGCAUAUGCUGUGGAAAUCGGAAAGAAGAUUCCAAUCCCUGAUCAGUGUACCAUUGAAGAUUCUGUUAGAAGUUGUGUAGCAAAGUUGUUCUUUACCUGCUCCCUGAAGGGUCAUUACUGCCUCUACAGUAAAUCCAGUUUUAUUCUCAUCAGCCAAGAGCCUCAGCCAUGGAUUCAGAUCAUGUUCCUCUUUCAGCAGAGCCUGUUUCCUGAGCCACUGUCUAUACAGAGUCAUUCUGUACAAUUCCUCAGAGAUCUGUGGGAGAAGACCCAGGCAGAUGGUACUCACAGCUUUGAAACAGCCAUGAUGGAGUCCACAUUUCCACAGCAGAAGGAUCUGGACCAGGUACAGCUCCAUCUGGAAGAAGUGAGAUUCUUUGAUGUAUUUGGCUUCAGCGAAGCAGCAGGAGCAUGGCAAUGCUUCAUGUGCAACAACCCCGAGAAAGCGACCGUUGUAAACCAAGAUGGCCAGCCUCUCAUGGAAGGAAAACUUAAAGAGAAGCAAGUCAGAUGGAAGUUCAUCAAAAGGUGGAAAACUCGUUAUUUUACGCUGGCCGGAAAUCAACUUCUGUUUCAAAAAGGAAAGUCUAAAGAUGAUCCUGAUGACUCCCCAAUAGAACUCAGCAAAGUACAGAGUGUGAAAGUUGUGGCCAGGAAACGCAGGGACCGCUCCCUCCCUCGGGCUUUUGAAAUCUUCACAGACAAUAAAACCUAUGUUUUCAAGGCCAAGGAUGAGAAGAAUGCAGAAGAGUGGCUCCAGUGCAUCAAUGUGGCUGUCGCCCAAGCAAAAGAAAGGGAAAGUAGAGAAGUAACCACAUAUCUGUAGGGAUUUGCAAGCCGACCUCACACUGAUUGUAUACAAUGGGCAUUGCGUUAUCACUGCCAAUGUCAAGAAAAAAGAGUUAAGUUAGCCAAGUCACAUUGUGUUUUUACUGAAUGGAACAGUUUUCCCUAAAAAGCAGAACCCAAGAGUGGCAGGAUUUUUAUACAUUUCAUAUUCUAAUGGCACCUGCAUUAACUCCAGAACAUCUGUAUGAUGCAUUCAGAAAAAGGAGCUACAGAUGAUACAGGGAAGAAAGGGGAGAGUCAGGGAUCUAGGAACCCCUGUAGAUAUGCCAUUGUAAGUUGUAAGAAUACAACUUCACAAGGUACCUGAAAUACUUAUCCCAAGGAAAGAUCAAGCACCUCUGAUGAAAACUACAGUCUGUCAAAGUAUUAGAAGAAAAGUACAGCCCUAUGAGGAAAAGUCAAACAUAUAACUUAAUAUAGACAUACAAUUAUGUUUAUUCUUUCCUAAUGCAAAUGAGGUUAACACAUGGUAAAAUUGUUCUCAAGUGAAGACAGUUAUGUAAUUAAAUGUCUGUCUUUCUGAACAACUUAUCUGAUUGUUCUGUUUAGGUUCACAUAACAUGAUCUAAAGUUUAGGUACUUAGAUAUAUCUAUUGCCCAAGGCAGUAAGUGUAAGCUACAACAAGCACAGAAAACCAUUUUCACCAUCUUCAAAGUAUGUGCCAUUUCCAUCGAGUUUUGAGAUGUUACAGUUCUAUACUUUUCUUCUUUAUAUUCAGACUUUUAAUAUCUCCAAAUUACAUUUUAUGGUUUUUUCCAUCACUCAUAUUAAAAAAAAAAAUUAAGCUGUGGCGGGCAGAAUUAUAGGAUGAUUCCCAAUGGUCUAUACCCUGACCCUUCCCCUUGACUUAUAACUUGCUUCUAACUAAUAGAAUAUGGCAAAAAGAAUAGGAUAGUCUCUCCCAUGACUAUGGUACAUUACAUGGCAAAGGUGAAGAAGUUUCUUAAUCAACUGACUUUGAGUUAGUCAAAAGGAUAUGCACAAAAGUGUGCAUGAUCUAAUCACAUGAGCCCUUUAAAAAAGAGUGAACAAGUCAGAGACUCUCUCUUCCACUGGCUUUGAAUAAGCAAACUGCAAUGAAUUCUACGACUUUAAGGGAAUGGAUUUUGCCAACAGCCAAGGAGCUUGGAAGAAGAUCCCAGCCCCAGCCAACACCUUGACUGCAGCUUUGCAAAACCCUGAGCAGAGGACCCGGGUAAGCCAUGCUUCGACAUUUGACCCAGGAGAACUUUGAGAUAAUAAAUAUAUGCUGUUUUAAGUGACCAAGUGUGUGGAAAUUUGUUCCAUAACUAUAGAUAAUUAGUACAAAAGCUAACUUGGAAUGCAUAUAAGAGGACUACAGAAACCUAGAAAAAAUGUAAGUAGUCAAUUCCCUUAAUUCUACCUUGACUCUACUGAUAACUCAUGAGGACAGGAACUACAUAAGAGGCCAAGUUUGAAAAAGGAAACAAUUGAAUUUUAACAUGUAAAGUUUGAGGGUAUUGGGAGUCACAGAAGUUAUUACAAAUUGAAAACAGUUCUGGGGGGGGGGGGUCAAGACUUUGCCUCAUGGGAUAUAUAUAUGGUCACCAAAGAUGUGGAAUUUGCUGAAAUUACUCAGGAAGAAUAAGACAAAAGAACUAAUAAGGGCUUCUUUGGGAUACCUAACUUUUAAACAAAGGAACACUGGAUUGGCUGGUUUGUGUUCAGAGAUGUUAUAGACCAGGGGAAAUAAUGUCACAAAUGCCAAAUAAAUAAGGCUUUCAGGAAAUGGGAGAGAUUAACAAUGUAAAAUCCUGAAGAGUAAUCACUUAAGAUAAAGAAUGAGCUUUACAAUUAGGAAGCAAUUGGCAUUAUUGGUAGGAACAAUUUCAUUGGAGUAAUGACAUAAAAGUCAAAUUUCAGUGGGUUAAAGAAUCAAAAGGAGAUUAGGAGUUUAAAGCAAUAAUUGUACUCUAUUUUCAACAAAUUGGGGCUAAGAUACAGAAAGUGUUUUGUUGUUUGUUCUAAAGAUGAAUUAGACUUGGGGCGGGGCGGGGGGGCGGUUGUUAACAUGCAAAAAGAAAGAAGAAAAACAACUCUGCUUGAGCAAAGUUUCCAGAAGUGAUGGGAAAAGGAUUAAAAUUCAUGCCGUAGCAAUUUAUGAACAGUUAGCAAGCAACAGGUACCAUGCUUGGCCUGGAGAUAGAAAAAUAAAAGACCCAGCUCUUCCCCUCAAGGAUUUUAUAGCGUAGUAGAAGAGAUAAUCACAUAGAACAAAAAUUGAAAUGCUCAAGUGCCUUGAUGAAAGUUUGCACAGGGUCCUGUGGAAAUACAGGAGAAGACACCACUGUAAUUGACUCUGAACUCAAAGCCAAAGCAUGGGCUCCCUCACUGUUUCCCAGAGCUUGUUAGAAAAUGAACUUGUCCUAAAGAGCUAAGAGUGUUGUGGGCAGACAAGGA